AUAUAUGAAGAGUUUCAUCGCAAAACGCAUUAAGCGCAAUUUUUGACAUUUCUCAAGUAAGGACUCCAUCGGAUAAUACAAAAUAAUAUAUUUCAAAUGAAACAUUGCUCAUUAUAUAAAGGAUUUUUUUGCAGUUAUGAUUAAAAGUAUUACAAAUUUUCUUAUUAUUUUCUUUAUAUUUCAGCAGCUUAAAUCUGAAAUAUCUCAAAUCAACCAAAAUGGAUAUAUUGCGUUCUGCAAUGAAACUCUACAUAUGCAUUAUACUUUUGUCGUUUUGUUUCUGUUUCAGAACAAGGCAAUACAGAGUUACAGAGUACUAGACUACUAGUAGUAGUGAGACGACUAUAGUGACAAUAUGCCACAGGUAUUUUGAUUUUCUUUUUUUUCCGUCUUCUUUUCCCUCUUGAUACUAUUAAUACAUGGAUAACUUUGCUUCUUAUACACACGGUAGCCCGAGCAUGUUUUACUUUUAGAUGCAGAACAUUUUUUCUACCAAUAUAAAUGUGUUGAUGGAGGGAAGGGGGCAGCCUUUCGGGAAUUGCCCACUUUCUUUCAUCACGUACUUACAUGCAUGCUUGGUCUUUGAAUGAAGUAUCAACUUCAAUCAGUAAACUUAAGCAUCCCCCAUUUUUUGACCAGAGCAUUAAAAUAUUACAUGUGUAUCCUUCCCAGUGGUUUAUUUAUGGCCUAAUUAAGGGGAGCACAUGGAUUCCCAAUGGAUGGGGUGCAGGGGAAAGCCCCCUAGAAGCUAAGAGCUUUUAGUUUUUAGCAAUUUUAACAACAGAUUCUUGGGCCGCCAUAUAAUGUCACUUUUAGUAAACACUGUUGGGGGGUGCCCCCUUGCCCCCACCAUUUACUAUGCCGUAAAUUCAACAUCCAUCCAUGUAAACUCAGAUCAUGCCGUGCAUUUUGGCUUCAAUUUACUAUACACUUCGAGUUUGACCCCAGUAUAUUACUCUUUCUUUUCUUAGCAUCCAAGACCAAAGAAAUCACGGAAGCGAUUUCAACAACAAACCCUUUUUCACUUUGGUCUAGCACAAUCUAGUGUCGGUGUUAAACGAGCGAGAGCGUGUUCAGGAGGUGAAGGUGCGUUUUGAAGCUAAAAUCAUUUUGCUAGAGGGCAAGUUCAAGGUUAUUUCUAGGCUGGCGAAAGUUAAUUUUUGAACAAAAUUGACGUUAGAAAAUGCAAAACUAUUCUUGUCCCAUGUGUAAAGAUGGAUAAUGAUUAUUGCAGAUAAUAAGAAUGGAUGAUUUUUUAUAUUUGAUUUAAAUGAAGAAACUGUAUAAUAAAUAGCAUUUAAAUACACAGGUCUAGAAAUUGAAGUUGUGGAAAAUGUGUUUAUCGUCCUGAUGUCAUGUCCCCUGUGUAACGCCUGCAAAAUAGCCUAACUUACCCUUUAUAAUAUUUGAAGUAAGAUGAAUUAAUAACCAUCCGAAAUACACUAACGCUUUAUUAUACUUACAAAGUUACUUUAACAAUGUGAGCUUGUUGAAUUUUAUCAUUAAUUGUGGACAUUUAUCUAAUCCAUCCAUAUAUGAUCUACCAAUCAAUUGUACAGAUGCAACAUUGACAUGUGCUCUAAGAGUUUCUGCUUUGGAGUUGAAUCGGAGAAAUACAGAAUACCAAAUUUUCAAACAACGCUUGCUGCAAAACAUGGAUGCCGUCAACAUGGUCCUACGACGGGAUGUGCCGGGCGAUGGAAACUGCUUUUACUACUGUGUACUGGAUCAAAUGGGUCGACCUGGGAUGGAAUGUGGACCUAAGCGCAGAACGGCUUCAAACUUGAGAGCGGAUGUCGUAUCCUUUCUAGCUAACGUGGAUGAAAAUGACCCACUAAAACCUCAUGUCACCGAAAGGUUUUUGUCUGAAUCGAAGAAGGAUGGGAUUUGGGCUGACCACGUUAUCAUCCAGGCAAUGGCGAGAAUGCUCCACAGGGACAUAUGGGUGGUUACCAGUAGUAAGUCCAUGACUGAAAGGGGGAACCUCAUCGAGAAGAUUCAAAGUGGAUACCAAGGACAAGGAGACCCAAUGCUUUUGGGUCAUCUUGGCCAACUUCAUUAUUGGAGUUUAGGUAAGUGUUUAUUUUGUAGUGUGCAAAGACUUGGAACAUACAAAGGGUUUAAGGUGGCCUAAAGGCCCUAAAGCGACAAUAAA
Molecule: messenger RNA, 2155 nt
Organism: Lytechinus variegatus (green sea urchin)
Lineage: Eukaryota; Metazoa; Echinodermata; Echinoidea; Temnopleuroida; Toxopneustidae
Exons: 2
Coding region: 1655-2134 (159 amino acids)
Biological process (GO): protein deubiquitination
Molecular function (GO): cysteine-type deubiquitinase activity
Source: RefSeq, a predicted model, not a curated record